GGCAAGGCAAGCUCGGCACGUGCGAGAGAGGCCUGUUAAUGGCGGCAAUACGAUCUUACUAUCCCCUUCCCGCGUUGGGUUCUCAAAAUCUCCGCUUUUCCUCGGCUCAUUCUGUAUCUUCCUUCUCCGCUUCAAAUUUUGCAUAAACGCCGCCACUGUUUGAAGCUUUUGUUGGUUUGGUUCGUUCGCUGUAGCUUGUACAAGUAGAUGAUUCAACAACUAGGAAGUGGUUAUUGUUCCUCAAACUGAUACCAUUAUAAUUUAAGAAAUGGCUGGUCAAUCAGAUCCUCACCUGGCCCUAUUUUCUGCAGAAGAGGUUGAAUUUGUAGCUGAAGAUGAACUGGUGGAGAUUGUUCCUAACAUGAGAAUGGAUCCUCUCCAUUUGAUUUGUGGGGAUUAUGGUCCGUUCUAUCCCCAAAUAGCAGCUGAAGUUCCAUUGUGGCUAGCGAUUGCUCUGAAGAAAAGAGGGAAAUGUGCAAUUAGGUCUCCAGAGUGGAUGUCUGUGGAAAAGCUGACACAAAUUUUGGAGGCAGAACGAGAGUCUCAAGGAGCUUUCCAGAUACUACCCUUCCAUUACGUGGAAAUAUCGAAACUUCUUUUUGACCAUGCACGAGAUGACGUUCCGGACAUGUAUUUGGUGAGAUCUCUUAUUGAAGAUAUUAGGGAUGUUAGGUUUCACAAAGUUGAAACCAGCUUGGAGUCAAUUGAUACACGCACAUCUGCAGUGAAGAUUAAAGAUCUUUCUGCCAUGGAGGUGAAUAUAGUUCGACCAUUUGUUGGUAGAGCCCUGCAAGCAAUCUACAAGCACGGGAAUCCGGAGUUGGUCCCAGAUCAAGAAAGGAUGACCAAUGUGCAGCCUCAAGGACACGAUCCCGGACAAAGACGGCCUCUUCGGAGACGGUAGAGCCUGAGUCAAUCUUGAUAGGUACGUUUUUUGUUUUUAUCGGAAGCAGUACUAAAUGAAGCCAGCACGGAUUCUUCUUCAAAACCAAGCUAAACUCUCUUCUAAAUCAUCUUUUAUUGCUAGAAAGUACAACAGACCUAUAAUGCUUAUUGUAGAUUUGUAAGAAUUAUAUGCUAACUGGAUGUAUAUGGAUCCAUGUAGUGAUAAUUGUUCUCAGUAGAUGAAAGGCUCAAACCUUCCUGUAUCAUUUUACAGAAAUGUUAAUACCGUUCAGCUGCUCACAUUAUUUGAUAAGUGUCUCCAAUAUUA
Messenger RNA from Momordica charantia (bitter melon), 1213 nucleotides. RefSeq names its product PSF2 (gene PSF2). The record is from RefSeq and is a predicted model, not a curated record. Gene Ontology annotation, biological process: DNA replication; double-strand break repair via break-induced replication. Gene Ontology annotation, cellular component: nucleus; GINS complex. Lineage: Eukaryota; Viridiplantae; Streptophyta; Magnoliopsida; Cucurbitales; Cucurbitaceae.